Passer montanus (Eurasian tree sparrow) is the source of this 3097-nucleotide messenger RNA. It is a transcript of the gene DSC1, whose product is annotated as desmocollin 1. The transcript has 16 exons. Gene Ontology annotation, molecular function: calcium ion binding. The record is from RefSeq and is a predicted model, not a curated record. The coding region runs from base 139 to 2784 and encodes 881 amino acids. Gene Ontology annotation, cellular component: plasma membrane; desmosome. Gene Ontology annotation, biological process: homophilic cell-cell adhesion. NCBI's taxonomy places the organism in Eukaryota, Metazoa, Chordata, Aves, Passeriformes, Passeridae.
CAGACGGGAGGGGACAGCAGAGCCGGGCUCCCGCCGAGUCGCGCCGCCACCUCCGCCGCCACUUCUUGCUCGCUCCCUCGCCCGCCGUGGCAGCACCGACGGCGGCGGCUCCCCCCUUCCCGCCCAGCCCCGCGCACCAUGGCCCCCGCAGCCCCCCGCCUGGUCCUCGGCCUCCUGGUGCUGAGUUUGUGCUGUGAAGCUUGCAAGAAAGUAAUUUUUCAUGUUCCUUCUGAACUAGAGGCUGACACGUUAGUUGGCAGAGUUGAUUUGAAAGAAUGCCUUCAGUCUGCAGAGUUUAUCAGUUCCAGUGAUGGGAAUUUCAAGGUUCUAGAGGAUGGUUCUGUGUAUACAACAUCUGCUCUUUCUUUGUCUGCUGAGAAAAAGACUUUUACCAUAUUACUUAAGGAUAUUCAAGAACAAGUUCAAAAGAAAAUACAUGUUGACUUGGUGGAAGAAGAAAAAAAGACACCGAAUACCAGGCAUGCUAGGGAUACAGUUCUCAAGAGAACCAAAAGAAGGUGGGGGCCUAUUCCGUCUGUCAUGAUAGAGAACUCACUGGGACCUUUCCCACUGCAAAUACAGCAGGUCCAAUCAGACACAGCUCAGAACUACACAAUUUAUUAUUCUGCAAGUGGACCAGGAAUUGAUCAAGAUCCAAAGGGUUUGUUUUACAUAGAAAGAGAAACUGGAAAUAUCUUUGCUACUCGUGCGGUAGACCGUGAACAGUAUCCAAGUUUUCAGAUCAUUUGCUUUGCAACCACUCCAGAUGGUUAUUCACCAGAAGUACCACUUGUGCAUACAAUUAGGAUAGAGGAUGACAAUGAUAAUGCUCCGUAUUUUACACAAGACCUUUUUGAAUUUUGUGUCCCUGAAAAUUCCAGACCUGGUGUUGUUGUUGGGAAAGUGAUUGCAGAGGACAGAGAUGAGCCUUAUACUCUGCAUACCACGUUGAAAUAUCGCAUUGUGUCACAAACCCCACCGAUUACCCCAGCGUUUUCUUUACAUGGUGACACUGGUGUCAUCUCUGUAUUACUGCCACAGCUGGAUAGAGAGCUUGUACCCAGUUACACUUUGUUAGUUGAAGUGAGAGAUAUGGCAGGUCAGCCUUUUGGUUUGUGCACUACAGGAACAGUUGUCGUCAAAAUCGAGGAUACGAAUGACAAUGCACCAUCCUUUAAACAGUUACAAUAUGAAACACGAGUGGAAGAAAACAGAGUGAAUGUAGAAAUACUGAGAGUCUCUGUUGUUGAUCUUGAUGAACCUGGUUCACCUGGCUCAAGAGCAGUAUAUGAAAUUAUAAGAGGAAAUGAUGAUCAGGCCUUUGAAAUUACAACAGACAAAAACACAAAUGAAGGAAUACUGUGUGUUGUUAAGGGACUGGACUAUGAAACUGCCAAGCAAAGGAUCCUGGUGAUUGGAGUCAACAAUGAGGCACCCUACCUGCUGGCUCCCCAUUCCCAACAACUUUCCCAGAGCACCAGCUCUGUUACAGUGCAUGUCCUGGAUGUGGAUGAGGGACCGGUGUUUAAACCCUGUCUGCUGCGCUUAGACGUUAAAGAAUGUGAAGAUAUUGGGACGGCUAUUGGGAGAUAUGUAGCAGAAGAUCCAGAAACUGGAAAUAGUGAGGGCAUAAGAUACCGGAUACCACCUGGCCAGUGUAAUUGGAUCAACAUAGAUGACAGAUCAGGUGAAGUCAGAACUGUUAGGAUCUUGGACCGAGACUUAGGAGAAAUGAGACGAGGUCAAUGCAAUGUCACAGUCCUUGCAAUAGACAGAAAUGGUAAAACAGGCACUGGAACAAUUCAGGUUUGCAUCGUGCCUGGCAACAAGAAUUUCCCCCGAAUCACUCAGACAGACUAUAUCAUGUGCAGAGACAGAAAACCGAUUUGCCUCACGGCACAGGAUGGCGAUGAGGCUCCUUACAGCGCACCCUUUGAGUAUCGCAUAACCGACCGCAGACUGGCGUCCAUGUGGAAGCUAACUCCACACGACGAUAAUUCUUGGUAUCUUUCACCAAAGAGUGAUACUCCAUAUGGAAUUUAUGACAUUCCUGUAAGUGUGAUUGACAAUGGAGGAAAGAUAGGAGAGAACACAGUAAGAGUUAAUCUCUGUGAUUGUGUUACUCCAACUGAAUGCGAUGGCAGAACUCGUCAGCUUUCUGGUGGAAAUGUUACCCUUGGUCUCUGGGCCAUCCUUGCAAUGAUCUUAGGAUCAUUAUUAUUGCUGCUAAUCCUGAUCACAAUUUGUGGCUGCUGUGGUGCUGGGGUAAUGCACAGGCAGGUGACUGAUGAUUGUGCCAAUCACAAUUUAAUAAUUUCAAACACAGAAGCUCCAGGAGAAGAAGUGAUGGAUCACAAUAUAAUUCCUCUACAAAAUACUUGUGAUCAAGGAGGGUAUGGAGUAAAAACAGGAGAGCAGCAAACAUUUGAAAUGGUGAAAGGAAGAGGGCAUACCUUGGAAUCAGUCAAGGGAGGUGGACAUCAGACUCUGGGAUCAGUUAAAGAAGGAGGAGGACAGACUAUGAUGGAUACUUGUAGAUACUCCUACUCAGAGUGGCAUAAUUUCACACAUCCUCGUUUAGGCGAAAAGGUGCACCUUUGCAGACAGGAUGAAGAACAGAAGCAUUCUGAAGAUUAUCUCCUUUCAUAUAACUAUGAAGGAAAAGGAUCCUUGGCUGGCUCUGUAGGCUGCUGCAGUGACCAGCAUGAAGAAGAGGCACUUGACUUCUUAGAUCAGUUGGAACCCAAGUUUAGGACAUUAGCAGAAACAUGCAUCAAAAGAUAAAUGUGCCUUUCAGGGUGCUGAAAAAAAACCUGUAAAUAAGUGGCUGUCAGACUUUUGUGAUACUAGGUACUUUGGAAUUGAGAGGGGUGGAGGUUUGUCGAAAUUAAGAUAGACUGGUAAGAGUGUAAAUAACUCUUGCUUUAAAUUUACAUUUUCUUACACUGGACACAUUCUAUCAGAACAAAGGGAUUCAAAGUAUUUUUUCUUUAGGUUAAUAUAGUAAUUCUAGUUUCUACUUAGAUUACGUUUUGCAUUCUUUUUGAUUGCUCACAAUGCAAAACUUGGUGUUCUUUUAAUUAAUUAUCCAGCUUCA